Molecule: messenger RNA, 1217 nt
Organism: Caenorhabditis angaria
Lineage: Eukaryota; Metazoa; Nematoda; Chromadorea; Rhabditida; Rhabditidae
Source: the annotation of a GenBank genome assembly
AUGUCUGAUCAUCCUUUGCCUGCUGGGUGGGAAAAACGAAUGAGUCGAACUAGCGGUAAAUUUUUCUUUUUUGUUUUUUUUUUCGAAAAAAAAAGUUUUGUUUCACAGAUCACGCAUAUUAUUACAACAGCGCAACUGGAAGAAGUCAAUGGGAAAGACCAGAAGAUUCGGCAUUUGGAAAAGGAAGCGAUUUGCAAAAAGUGAGAGCUUUGCAUAUAUUGGUGAAACAUGCCGGAAGCAGAAAUCCGUCGAGUUGGAGAUCGGAUAAUAUAACAAGAUCGAAAGAUGAUGCGAUUAAUAUUAUCAAUGGAUAUAUUGAACAAUUGAAAGAUGCGUCGAAUUUGGAGGAACAAUUCCGCAAUAUUGCCAAGGAGUUUAGCGAUUGUAGUUCGGCGAAACGCGGAGGAGAUUUAGGGGUUGGUUUUGAUCUAUUUAAAAAAAAACCUUUUGGGAAUUUUGAACAGGUGAAAAUUCCGGCUUUUUUCCAUAGGAACACAAAAUUAUUCCAAAUUUUAUUGUUGAGAAAAAUGGACAAUUUUUCAAUAAUUUUCACACGCCGCAAAAAAAUCGAUGAAUUGCACUUUUCCUUGGAAAAUGUAUUGUUAGUUGUAUUUAUUUUCUGAACAUCGUGAUCCGGGUGUUUUUGAAAAUAAGGAUAGUUUUUUGAAGGGUGUUCCCAAAUAAUUCGGUUUAACAUGACGUUUAGUUAGCUAUUGAUUAGCACUGAUUCUAAUUUAGCAGUUCAAACCCCGUAAUUCUAAUUUAGCAGUUCAAACCCCGUAAUUUUUUAAUUUCCGAGUAUUAGUAUUAGAAAAUCAAGAAUUACGUGAAGUUUUGGAAAUUGAUGUGCAGGAAUCCGAAAUUUGACGAAAAACUACCUUUUCUGAAAAUGCUCCCUUUUUAGCAUUUGUACUAUCUAAAUUCAAAAUUAACAUGUUUAUUCCACCUUCUCACAAAUUGGGACGCCACGUUUUGGGAAGUUAUGCUAAAUCUAAAUAGCCCCCCUAAGACUAUAAUGAAAUAUAUUAGUUCUUCGUUAUUAUAAUUCAAUUAAUUAAAAUGAAUUAUAUGCAUUGAUUUUUCUCCUAAUUCAGUUCUUCGAACGUCGCCAAAUGCAAAAACCAUUCGAAGACGCGUCAUUUGCUUUGGACGUUGGAGAGAUGAGCGGAAUUGUUGACACUGCUUCCGGAAUUCACAUCAUUUAUCGAGUUGCUUAA